GUUCCAUGCAUUUACGGUGGGAAUUUUUUAUUUUUUCAUGCCUCGCAUAAUAUUUUUGAAAAAGGGCAUUGAAAAAAAUUAAUUGAGUCGGAGCCGAUCAGAAUCGAUGACCUUUGCCAUCCCUGGAGUUAGCUUUGGGAAUUAGGACUGGAAUAAUACUAUAACAGCAUCUUCUUCAACGUUUGCGUCGUUGAAACGCACCGUUUCUUUGUACUUCUGGACUCGCUCUACCCGCGAGAGAUAGAGGCUGUGCUCUGAUGGCGGAGAAACCCCAACCAGUGCGCGUACUGUACUGUCCAAUUUGCAGUUUUCCCGCUGAGUACUGUGAAUUCGGCCCUGAUUUCGAAAAAUGCAAGCCCUGGUUGAUCCAAAACGCCCCUGACCUUUACCCCGAUCUCGUCAAAGAGGCAAAUCUCAAGGAAGCUAACAAGGUCGCUGAGCAGUUACAAUCCGCCAGCAUCUCAUCCAGCGGCGGUGACGGUGCUACUCUUUCAGGGGCUGGUUCUGCCCCCAAGGAAGAAGUAAAACGUCUUCCUGGAGGGAAGAUAAAAAAGAAAGAGAAGCAAGAAGUUGUUAUUGAAAAGGUCACACGUAACAAGCGGAAGUGUAUCACCACUGUUAAAGGGCUGGACCUGUUUGGUGUUAAACUUAGCGAUGCAUCAAAAAAACUUGGGAAAAAGUUUGCUACUGGAGCCUCUGUUGUUAAGGGUCCAACUGAGAAGGAGCAGAUUGAUGUUCAGGGAGACAUAUCCUAUGACAUUGUGGACUUCAUUACGGAGACCUGGCCUGAUGUCCCAGAAACUGCAAUUUAUUUUAUUGAAGAUGGUAAGAAGGUCCCAGCUACUUGAUUUCUGAAUCAUAAGUACAAGUGGUAUGGAGUGUGGCAUCUUCUUCUUUGGCCUGAAACUUUCCAAACUGAAUGCAGUCUCAAGGUAAAUGGACUGCUGAAAAGAAUCUAAUCACCAGCGAAACAUUUUGUCACGUAUUAAAUCUCCAUUUUCUUUGUUUUGGAACUGGAAAUGUGUCUUGGAAUUAAUAGCCACAAUUUGUACAGGCACAGUAUGCUGUUUGCCUUUUUUAUUUUAAAAGCUGCUGAGUUGAAUUCUUCAUAAGCAACAGGUUUUUCAUGAUAUGCUACAUAGUUUAUCCUAGUGAUAGAGCUGCUGCUACAGGGAGUUUUAAGCUUUUAUGUGUCCUCAGGGCAAUACACAUAGUUUUGAAUUUGUCUACAACAGUGACGGUUAUAUCUAACCUGCAAUUUAUGUUGAGGGGUGAUUUAGCACCUUAGUUUUGUUUUGUA
This is a messenger RNA of Hevea brasiliensis (rubber tree), 1300 nucleotides long. RefSeq names its product translation machinery-associated protein 22. The coding region runs from base 258 to 848 and encodes 196 amino acids. Lineage: Eukaryota; Viridiplantae; Streptophyta; Magnoliopsida; Malpighiales; Euphorbiaceae. Gene Ontology annotation, biological process: formation of translation preinitiation complex; translation reinitiation. The transcript has 7 exons. Gene Ontology annotation, molecular function: translation initiation factor activity; mRNA binding. The record is from RefSeq and is a predicted model, not a curated record.